This is a messenger RNA of Danio aesculapii, 3783 nucleotides long. It is a transcript of the gene runx2a, whose product is annotated as RUNX family transcription factor 2a. The coding region runs from base 211 to 1614 and encodes 467 amino acids. Gene Ontology annotation, biological process: neuron differentiation; hemopoiesis; regulation of transcription by RNA polymerase II. The record is from RefSeq and is a predicted model, not a curated record. Gene Ontology annotation, molecular function: DNA-binding transcription factor activity, RNA polymerase II-specific; RNA polymerase II cis-regulatory region sequence-specific DNA binding; ATP binding. Gene Ontology annotation, cellular component: nucleus. The transcript has 8 exons. Lineage: Eukaryota; Metazoa; Chordata; Actinopteri; Cypriniformes; Danionidae.
CAUUUUUGGAUUGCGAGAAUGUCUCAUUCCCCUCACAAACAACCACAGAACCACAAGUGCGGUGCAGGAGAUUUCCCCAGGACGACAGGAGGGAGCCACUGGGGCGUAAAUGGUUAAUCGAAGCGGGUCAACCCCAGUCACAGAGACCCAACGAGUCAGACUUCGAGGGUCACCACGACCUGCAGAAGAGGAGAGAGCCAACGCGUGGCUAUGGCGUCUAACAGUCUUUUCAGCUCGGUGACUCCGUGUCAGCAGAACUUUUUCUGGGAUCCGAGCACCAGCCGCAGGUUCAGUCCGCCGUCCAGCACCCUUCAGCCUGUGGCGGGGAAGAUGAGCGAUGCGCAGCCGGAGCCGAACGCGGUGGUGCCGAGACUCCGACCUCACGACAACCGGACCAUGGUGGAGAUCAUCGCGGACCACCCCGCCGAGCUCGUGCGCACGGACAGCCCCAACUUUCUGUGCUCGGUGCUGCCGUCUCACUGGAGGUGCAACAAAACGCUCCCUGUGGCGUUUAAGGUUGUAGCUCUGGGAGAUGUUCCUGACGGGACGGUGGUGACGGUAAUGGCUGGAAAUGACGAAAACUACUCGGCUGAGCUGCGAAACGCCUCCGCUGUCAUGAAGAAUCAGGUGGCACGUUUCAACGACCUGAGAUUUGUUGGCAGGAGUGGAAGAGGAAAGAGCUUCACGCUGACAAUCACAGUAUUCACGAACCCACCGCAAGUGGCCACUUACCACCGAGCCAUAAAGGUCACAGUGGACGGACCGCGCGAGCCGCGAAGACACAGACAGAAACUGGAAGACCCCCCUAAACCGCCGCUGUUCUCCGAGCGCCUGAGCGAAUUAGAGCGUUUACGCCAGACCACCAUGAGAGUCGCUGUGCAAACCCAGAGUCCCCGGCCUUCUCUCAACGCCACGCCGAACUCCUUCAAUCCGCAGGGGCAAGCGCAGAUCUCAGACCCUCGACAGGCUCAAUCCUCUCCACCAUGGUCCUACGAGCAGCCAUAUCCUCCAUACCUGAGCCAAAUGACGUCUCCCUCCAUCCAUUCCACCACCCCGCUGUCCUCCACCCGUGCCACCGGCCUGCCCACCAUCAGCGACGUGCCACGACGCCUCUCAGGUACGUCAGAACUCAGCCCAUUCUCAGCUGACCCACGCCAGUUUGAGCGUCAAUUCCCCAGCCUGUCGUCCCUCACAGACAGCCGCUUCCCCAAUCCCAGAAUGCACUAUCCAGCAACAUUCACCUACACCCCAACACCGGUGACCUCCGGCAUGUCACUGGGCAUGUCCACCACCACCCACUACCACACAUACCUGCCUCCACCGUACCCCGGAUCCACCCAGAACCAAAGUGGGCCCUUCCAAACCAGCAGCACACCAUAUCUCUACUACGGCGCCUCAUCCGGGUCAUACCAAUUCUCGAUGGUGCCGGGGGGCGAUCGGUCCCCAUCCAGGAUGCUUCCACCUUGCACUAGCGCAUCCACCGGCAGCACCCUCAUCAACCCCAACCUGCCCAAUCAGACGGAUGGAGGUGAAGCGGAUGGCAGCCACAGCAGCUCUCCGACCGUGCUCAACUCCAGUGGUAGGAUGGACGAGUCCGUGUGGCGGCCAUAUUGAGAUGCUCUGGCUGAACGAGACCUCAAUGCAGCACUGUUAGCCUUAAAGACAGAGUGCCAGAGAUGAGGAUGAUCCCAUUUGAAGCACAAACUCAUUGGUACUGGUUGUCGGCACUUGCUGAUAUUCAUCGAUACUUAUUGGUACUCAUUAUCAGUCACUUGUACUCAUUGGCACUUGCUGGUACUCAUCAGUACUCACUAGCACUUAUCAGAUCUCACUAGUACCUAUCAGACCUUAUUGGUACUCAUCAGUACUUUCUGAUACUAUCAGUAAUCAUUGGUACUCACUGGUACUUUCUGGUACUCCGUACAUACCAGUAAUCAUUGGUACUCACUGUUACCCAUUGGUACUUGUUAGUACUCAUCCGUACUUCUUGGUAAUCACUGGUACUCAUUGUCAGUCACUUGUACUCAUUGGUACUAGCUGGUACUCAUCAGUACUCAGUAGUACUCAUCAGAUCUCACUGGUACCUAUCAGAUCUUAUUGGUACUCAUCAGUACUUUCUGGUACUUGGUGGCACUCAUUGGUACAUAUCGGUAAUCAUCGGUAAUCAUACUUUCUGGUACCCAUUGGUACUUGCUAGUACUCAUCAGUACUCACUAGUACUCAACAGAUCACACUGGUACUUAUCAGAUCUUAUUGACACUCACUGGUACUCAUCAGUACUUUCUGGUACUUGGGAGUACUCGUUGGUACUUAUCAGCAAUCAUUGGUACUCACUAGUACUCAGUACAAACUGGUAAUCAUUGGUACUCACUGGUACCCAAUUGUACUUGCUAGUACUCAUCAGUACUUACUGGUAAUCAUUGGUACUUAUUGGUACUCAGUACAUUCUGGUACUCAUUGGUACUUGCUAGUACUCAUCAGUACUUACAGGUAAUCACUGGUACUUGCUGGUACUCAUCAGUACUUACUGGUAAACUCUGACUAACUGGUACUCACUUGUACUCUUUAGGGUUGUCAAAAGUAAUGAGUUUGUUACCAAUUGGUACUUACAUUUUAAAAACGGCCUUUACGGCCAAUCACAGUCAUAUCUGUUGAACACGAGAACACAAUGGCCAAUCGGUGGUGUUUAAGAACAGCAGGAAAUCUCAAACUCAAAUUAAUGUUUAAAAAAUUUCAAUACCAACUGCAACCGAACUUGAUACUUUCGACAACCCUAGUACUUGUUGACACUUGUUGGUACUCAUCAGUACUCCCUGUUACUUAUCCGUACCGGUAAUCAUUGGUACUUGCGAGUAAUGUAUAGUACUCACUGGUACUGUAGGAUCUCAUUGGUACUCAAUAAUUCUAUUAGUUUCUUACUUGUACUCUGUGAUACCUUCUGGUACUCACUGGUAUAAGAAUGGUUGCAGUGUAUUUUUAUGACUACACUGAUGUUUUUUAAUCCUCCAACACAGGUUACCCUUAGAGAGGGUGAUUUACUGCAUUACUCUGCUUAAUCUGAUGUUCCACAAUCAGCUGUGAGUGAUUUAACACUCAUAGAAUUUAAAGGUAUAGUUCAUUCAAAAAUGAAAGCAAACUUCUUUUGUUUACAUGAAUUCCUUCCUAAUUAUUCUGUAAACUACUAAAAGCAUUGCUUCCAAAUUGAAAAUGCAAAUGUUAUUUAGAGCAUUUUUGUAUAUUACAAGUGAAGUUUAUUUAUAAACCAGUUUCGAGAGGAUCAUGUGCUUAUGAUUGAUCACUGCUGGUCCCGCAUUAGUUAAUACAUGAUUCACUAAUCAGACGAUUCCUUAGUCACCAUAAAUAAACAGUUUUAAACCACAGUUAUCUUCAUUUUGAAGAAUCCCCACUUCCACCCCUAUUCCUUCCCCCUCCCCCUUUUUCUAGAUUGGGCGACACGGCAACCCAGUGGUUAGCACUGUUGCCUCACAGCAAGAAAGUCACUGGUUCAAGUCCUUACCAGGCCAGUUGACUUUUCUUUGUGGAGUUUUCAUGUUGUCCCCGUGCUCACGUGGAUUUUCCCCGGGUUCCCCGGUCUCCUUCUAUAGUCCAAAGACAUGCGACAUAAGUGAAUUGCCUAAACCAAAUUGGCACCACAGAUGAGCUCCUAGUCAGCAACAUAUCUCCCCAUAGCAAUUCAUAAUUUUCAUUAGCCAUAAACAGAAGGGGAGUUCUCGAGAUCUACCCGAGCUCAAACUCCCAUCUCUGCCCUGCAAAUGGGAGGGA